Messenger RNA from Apis dorsata (giant honeybee), 1623 nucleotides. RefSeq names its product odorant receptor Or2-like. Gene Ontology annotation, biological process: detection of chemical stimulus involved in sensory perception of smell; sensory perception of smell. The transcript is spliced from 6 exons. The record is from RefSeq and is a predicted model, not a curated record. The coding region runs from base 146 to 1375 and encodes 409 amino acids. Gene Ontology annotation, molecular function: olfactory receptor activity; odorant binding. Lineage: Eukaryota; Metazoa; Arthropoda; Insecta; Hymenoptera; Apidae. Gene Ontology annotation, cellular component: plasma membrane.
UGUAUGUAAUACAAGAUUCUAUCACGUUUCUCGAUAUCUCUCAUUCUUUAUGAGAUUUUGAAUUCUAUUAAACAUAAACUUGUUGCGUAAUAUCAAUGUACUAUUGCUUUAAUAUAUUUAUAAUAUCAUCAAGAUCAUCAUCAAGAUGAAAAAUCGCUUAACACCAGAAAGAGCGAUUUUGUUCACGAAACUCAGCGUUGCUCUCACGUGUUCCUGGCCUCCUUCUUCUCUUGCAACCAAAGCUCAACAUCUUUUCUUUAAUGUAUUGUGGUGCAUUGCGUUUUUAACCGCUGUCACAUUAUUUUUACCAUUAUUGGCCGCCAUUUACGAAUAUCGUAAGCAUUCUAUUAUUCUUGGGAAAACGGUGAGCCUUACCGCGGCUGUUGCUCAAGUGACGAUUAAAAUGAUAAUAUGUCGUUUGCAGCAGAAACCUUUUCAAGUAAGUUCAUUACUCUCUGUGCUGUACUCUGAAAUGGAGAACUUUUGCAAACAGGCCACGAAUGAAGAAAAGAUCAUACUGCAACGUUACGUUGAUAGAUAUAAAUAUUUUCAUAGUUUCUAUAUAUUGUGGAGUUUUCUUACUACGAUAUUCGUCAUAUGCAGUCCAUUGUAUACGGCGCAAACAUUUCCCACCCACGCGAUAUAUCCAUUUUCAGUGAGACAUCAUCCAUACAAGGGUUUAAUCUUUUUCCAUCAAUCGUUCGUUGGGUUUCAAGUGUCUUCAGGCAUGGCUGUUGACACUCAGAUCGCUCUUCUUUUACGAUAUGCCGCGGCUAGAUUCGAGAUUUUAGGAAUUCAAUUCAAUAAUGCGAAAUCAGACGGUGAGUUCGACGCCUGCAUAGAGAAGCAUAAUGAACUUUUAAGACAUACAAGGGAAAUUCGACGAUCUAUCAGAUAUCUAAUUUUGGCAACAAAUGGAACAACUGUCAUUGCCGUGAUAUUCGGCAGUUUAAAUUUAAUUGCUAAUCAGCCACUAGCCCUGAAGGCUUUAUACACUAUCGUGGUGUUCAGUGCCAGUGUGGAACUCUUUAUGUACGCUUGGCCAGCGGAUAGCUUGAUGCACAUGACAAUGAAAAUGGCUACAAAAGUGUACAAUAUGGAUUGGUACAGAAGAGACAUCAGAACCCAAAGAAAGAUACUUUUUAUAAUUUUAAGAUCUCAGAAAUAUGAAAGUUUUGGGAUUAAUGGUAUUGUACCUGCACUUUCAUUAUCUUAUUACGGGAAGGUAUUAUGUUUAUUCUAUUUUUUUACUCGUGAUAAUUGUUAUUAUUUGAUACUUUUUCGUAUUUAUCCCUUUAUUGUUUUGCAGUAUUUAUACACAUCUUUGUCGUAUUUCAAUGCAUUACGUAUUAUGGUUGAAGAUACUGUUAACUAGUUUAUCUUGAAAUUCCAUGAUGGGGAAAUAUUAAAUUUGAAAGAUAGAAGAAUGGAUACAAGAAUCGCGUAGUUCUUAGCUUGGUAUCGCUUUCCAAAGAUUAAUUUUUGAAAAAUUUUCAAUGAAAAUAUUGAAAAGUUUCCAAAGAUUAAUUUAUCAAAAAUCGAUACCAAUUACCAGGUCUCACCACGAGGAGGUGACUACGCAUCGAGACCCACCUAAAGCUAAAAAAAAAAAAAGAAAAAUAU